This is a messenger RNA of Mauremys mutica (yellowpond turtle), 1342 nucleotides long. Its product is annotated as galactosylceramide sulfotransferase-like. Gene Ontology annotation, molecular function: galactosylceramide sulfotransferase activity. Gene Ontology annotation, cellular component: membrane. Lineage: Eukaryota; Metazoa; Chordata; Testudines; Geoemydidae. The record is from RefSeq and is a predicted model, not a curated record. The coding region runs from base 143 to 1342 and encodes 399 amino acids. The transcript is spliced from 2 exons. Gene Ontology annotation, biological process: glycolipid biosynthetic process.
GCUGCAGCUAAGCCCCUGAGCCGCCUUAGCGGGUGAGGCGAGGGCGAGGCAGGCGGCCCUUGGCUGGCCGAGCGGUUUAAGGGGCCAGGGCAGGCGGGGCGAGGCCCCAGGCUGGGCACAGAGCGGCAGGAGUGCUGGGGAGAUGGUCCCGGUUCGCCUGUGGCGCUCGGCGGGGCCGGGGCGGGGCCGUGCGCUGCUGCUGGCAGGGCUCCUGCUGCUGCUGCUCCGGCAGGCGGCCAAGCAGGAGGUGGGUAGAACCAGCCCCCCCGAGCCGCUGCGGGGGGAGGGGGAGAGCUCCGGCCGCCCGCCCCCCAACGUGGUGUUCGUGAAGACUCACAAGACGGGCAGCAGCACCCUGCAGAACCUCCUCUUCCGCCUGGGCGAGCGGCACAACCUCACCGUCGCCUUCCCCCGCUACACCUACCAGUUCGCCUACCCCCAGCGCUUCGCCGCCGCCUUCGUGGAGCCGCUGCCGCCGGGCGCCGCCCGCUACAACCUGCUGCUGAGCCACCUGCGGCUGGCGGCCGGCGAGCUGGGCCGGGUCAUGCCCCCGGACAGCCUCUACCUCACCAUCCUGCGCGAGCCCGUCCGCACCUUCCAGUCCGUCUUCGCCUACUACCGCAGCACCGUGCCCGCCUUCCGGGCCCUCGCCGGCCACCCCCGGACCCUGGCCGCCUUCCUGCAGGCCCCGGCGCGCUACUACGACCCGGCCGACGCGGGCAACGGGCUGGCCAGGAACCCCAUGGCCUUUGACCUGGGGCUGGAGGCCGGCGGGGAGGAAGGGGGCAGCCGGUGGGACCGGGAGCUGGAGCGGCUCAACCGGACCUUCCAGCUGGUGCUCAUCGCCGAGCACUUCGACGAGUCCCUGCUGCUGGCGCGGGAGCUGCUGGGGCUGCGCCUGGAGGAGCUGGUUUAUGUGCGGCUCAACGUCCGCCAGGGGGGCGGGGACGAGGCCUUGGCCCCGGGGCUGGUGCGGCGGAUCCGGGCGUGGAACUGGCUGGACGUGCGGCUCUACCGGUACUUCCAGGCCGUGCUGUGGCGCCGGGUGGAGCGCUACGGCUACACGCGCAUGAAGGGCGAGCUGGAGGCCCUGCGCUCGCUGCUGCAGGAGACCCGGGAGACCUGCCUGGCCGGGGACGCCGUGGGGCCGGAGGAGACGGCCGACGAGCUGCGGCCCUGGCAGCCCGACACCGCCGCCAUCCUGGGCUACAACCUGCGGCCCGGCCUCCCCCCGGCCCAGCACGCCAGCUGCCACCGCCUGGUGCUGCCGGAGCUGCAGUAUCACGCCCGCCUUUACCAUCGGCAAUACGGCAGGGAGCUGCGUGCCCAGCCCGGUGACUAG